CAGGUGCAACAAGUGACAAUGUUGAUACAGCAGAAGAAAGCACAAUAGCUUUGAGAGAGGACACAAGCAGAACAGUGCUAGAGCUCCUGAAAAUAUUGCUAGACCAUACGGUAAAAAAAGAAGAACAGUCAUCAGAGAGAGAGAGAGAGAAGAAAAAACACCUUAAAGACUUUUUUUUUAAUCCCAAGUGGAGCACCAUCAGGAUCACUGAGCAAUGACAUCCUAUGAAUCUCAAGGUCAGUCUCCAGCUAGAUGUGGGCCUCAGUUCCCUAGCUUGGGACAGGAACCUCCAGAAUUGAGUAUGUACAGCGACAGCUACUAUCCCCCUCCAUCACUGCCGAGUCCACAGCGAGCGAACCCUACCUCAUAUGAACUCGGAGACUAUGCUGCCUCAUCGCCUAACCCCUACCUGUGGUUCAACAGCCCAGGGAUGAACAGCGCUCCUUAUCUGGGAGGAACGCCUGGCCCUGCAGGACCUUCUUUUGUUCCCCAGCACUACGGCAUGCAAAGGCCCUAUUUGGGACCUGGGGGACCAGGUGUUCCUGCUGGUGAUCUGAGCUGGUUCUCCAUGCCCUCUCAAGAGGAUCUUAUGAAGCUGGUCAGGCCACCUUAUUCAUACUCUGCUCUUAUUGCGAUGGCCAUUCAUGGUGCACCGGAACGCCGCCUCACUCUAAGUCAGAUUUAUCAGUAUGUUGCAGAUAACUUCCCUUUUUACAACAAGAGCAAAGCGGGAUGGCAGAACUCUAUUCGUCACAACCUCUCUCUGAACGACUGUUUCAAAAAGGUUCCGCGAGAUGAGGAUGAUCCAGGUAAGGGCAAUUACUGGACCCUAGAUCCAAACUGUGAAAAAAUGUUUGACAAUGGCAACUUCAGACGCAAGAGGAAGAGAAAGUCUGACUGUCUCCCAGAGAAGAGCAGUUCUGGAGGAAAUCUGAGCUCUGAGUCAGGAGACAGUAAUGGAAGGGGCAGCCCGAAAAAUCAAGCUGUUGACAUUUCCACUUCGCCUGAAAAGGGCCCUUCACCAACAUCCACGGGUCCAUCGCCAUGCUUGAGCAACUUCCUGACUGAGAUGUCUGGGGUCACGGCUGGCUCUCUCGAUAUGGAAGGAGAUCCCCUGAACCGUCCCUUUAUGCUCAGUCUGCCAGUGGACGGAGUACAAAGAGCCUCACAACCCACAGGCUUUAGCACCUACUCCCCCAGCUCAACAGUGUCUGAGUGGGCAUCACCUCUGCCCCCACCGCCAUCCAUUUCCCCAUCACCUUCCCACUCCACCUUAAGUUUCAACGGGCCCAGUCUUAGUCAGUUUAAUGGGCAUUUCUACCCUGGUUUGAGCUCGACGGGUAUUCUUUACCCCCGGGAGGGCACAGAGGUAUAGGAGGGGAAGCGAGUGACACCGAGAAGAGACAAACUGAAUGAUCAAUUCAUUCUAUAGACUCUGGGGGCAAAAAAAAAAGAACACUCUUGUUUUCCUGAAACAAUACACUGCUAUAUGGCCUAACCGAACUCCUCUGACUUCUGUGGGCGCAAGAUACGAAUGAAUUCCCACAGGAAUGGCCUAGUCAGCAUGAGAUAUGACAGGCUGACUCUAGCAAAGGCCCCUGUUAUCAGCAGCUCCGACCUGAGGUCAGCUGCUGACAUCAAGCGAUUCUACGCACCUAAUUCUUUAACUCAUAUUACUGAAACCGAAUUCAUGCGCCUGUAAUGAAAGCCAACUGAUGAAUCACGUAUUUUGUGGGCAGAGAAAGUCCAGCUAAAAUACAUAUGGUGAAGCAGAUUUUCUCUGCUGCAUGCUGGUAUUGUAAUAUGAUACUGUCGGUCUUUGUAUUUUAACCUGACAAUGUGUUGUUUAUUGUAAAGUUGGGUAUGUGUGAAUGUUUGAGUAUAGUUUAUUUUAUUUUAUUUUAUUUUAUUUUACUAUGAGGUCGCUAAAAGGGUGUAAAUUGAUUCUUUUUAAUAAAAAAAAAUAUGUAAAAUAAAAUUGACUUGGAUAUUA
Molecule: messenger RNA, 1993 nt
Organism: Pimephales promelas (fathead minnow)
Lineage: Eukaryota; Metazoa; Chordata; Actinopteri; Cypriniformes; Leuciscidae
Gene: foxi3b
Product: forkhead box I3b
Biological process (GO): anatomical structure morphogenesis; cell differentiation; regulation of transcription by RNA polymerase II
Molecular function (GO): RNA polymerase II cis-regulatory region sequence-specific DNA binding; DNA-binding transcription factor activity, RNA polymerase II-specific
Source: RefSeq, a predicted model, not a curated record